This is a messenger RNA of Ceutorhynchus assimilis (cabbage seed weevil), 2530 nucleotides long. Lineage: Eukaryota; Metazoa; Arthropoda; Insecta; Coleoptera; Curculionidae. The record is from the annotation of a GenBank genome assembly.
AAGUCAGAACCAGAACAAAAAACAAAAACAAAAAACAAGACAGAAGUAAACAACAAACACACAUUUGACCCAUUCCCCAUCCAUACAAUACCAAAAAACCUAUUGAUUUAAAAUUAAAAAAUAAUUGGCAUAAAAUCCAAUUCACCAUAACGAAUGUAAAAGAUAAGAGUGAAGUGAUCACAUUAUGGCUUCGCAUCUACAAGGUGGCAGAGUAGACUUUUCCCUAAUUCAAACCUCAGCGAGAAAUAAUUUGAUAGAACUGCUAGAAAAAUGUCCUGGAACCAAAGCCAUUGUUUGGGACAACUCGUUAGCAGGCCCAGUGGGUUUAGUAGCAGAAUAUAUAAUGCUCAGAGAAUAUUCUGUUAAAAAUAUGUUUCCUUUACGACCUAUACCAUUGCCUUCCACUGAAGUUGAUCAUGUUAUAUUCAUUGCUAGACCAAAAUUGCAUUUGAUGGAUUAUAUUGCCAAAAAUGUUAAAGAUGAUUCCAAAGACAGACGCAACUCAAAAAAACAAUAUCACUUAUUUUUUGUACCCAAAAAAAGUUUACUAUGUGAAGAAGCCCUCAAACACCAAGGUGUAUUUGGAAACAUGAUAUUUAUAGAAGAAUUCAAAUGCCAACUAUUUCCAUUCGAUUCUGAUGUGGUAUCAAUGGAAAUUGCAGAAGUUUUUAGAGAAUGCACCAUCGAAAACGAUCCAACUUACAUAUACCAAACAGCUCAGGCUAUAAUAUUUUUACAAAAAUUAUACGGACCUAUUCCCAGGGUUUGGGGCAAAGGUAUUGCAGCCAAACAAGUUUGGGAUUUAGUUUCAAGACUUCAAAGGGAAAAAGAUAAUAAUGAGGAAACUGCGUCCAAUCAAACUUGUAGUAUUGAUCAAAUUAUGUUAAUUGAUAGGUCAGUUGAUUUGAUUACUCCGUUGGCUACACAACUUACUUAUGAAGGUUUAAUUGAUGAAAUAUUUGGUAUUAACAAUGCCACAGCGAAUUUUCCUAUAGACAAUUUCUUAAGUACUGAAGAAAGAUCUACAGAAUCACUUUCAGAGGACAAGAAACAAGUCAUACUUAAUUCAGCUGAUAAAUCAUUUGCUGAUAUUAGAGAUAAAAGUUUUAAUGCAGUACCAUUGUAUCUAGCAAAACAAGCUAAAAGUAUAACAGCCCAACAGGAGAACAUUCAAGAUAAAUCCGUUCAAGAAAUGAAACUUUAUGUUAAUAGGUUGCCCCAAAUUUUAGCCAAGAAAAAACAACUAGCCUUACAUACUUCUAUAGCAGAAUGUAUUAAAGAACAUACAGAUCAAUACGACUUUUUUGAUACCUUAAAGGCAGAACAAGAGUUUCUCAGUUGCUUUGAAGUUGACAAACCUAGUCCAUAUAUAGAAGAACUUAUGGCACAUGGAAAACCUUUAAUUCAAGUUUUAAGACUGAUUUGUUUACAGUGCGUUUGUUCUUCAGGGUUAAAACCCAAAGUUAUGGAAGGAUAUAAAAGAGAAUUGGUUCAGGUUUAUGGUUUGGAAGCCCUUUUAGCUAUUACCAAGCUGGAAAAAGUUGGACUCUUGAAAUUACAAUCUGGUACCAGACAGUAUACAGUUUUGAGAAAAACUUUAAAAUUAGUAAUGGAAGACACUUCGGAAAUAAAUCCAACUGAUAUUUGUUACGUGCAUAGCAUUUAUGCUCCUCUCAGUGUACGUUUAGCUGAACAAGUUACUAAGAAUGGAGGCUGGAAGCAAUUGCAUGACGUUUUGGGCUUAUUACCUGGUCCUACUCUAGACGAAUCGCCUUCAAUAGCCUCAAACGUUAUUCAAAAUUAUGAUACUCCGAAAGUAGUACUAGUUUUCUUUAUAGGAGGAUGUACUUUUGCUGAGAUUUCAGCUUUAAGAUUCUUAUCCCAGCAAGAAGAUUCUAAUGUAGAAUUUGUGAUAGCCACUACUAAACUAAUAAACGGAAAUACCUUUCUUAAGUCCAUAAUACAAAGUUAAAUUUAAAUGCUUUAUAUGUUUCUCGCUUAUAUUUUAUUAUUGUUUAGGCUUUUUUGAUGCUUCAUUGCAAUAUUUAUUAUUAUAUUGUUUUAUCUUACCAAAAGUUUGGCUUCUUCAUUUACCUCCAGUCCGAGCUCCAGUCCUUUAACCCUCAAUAAAAAUUCAUAAUACAUACAUAUAAUUCAUGAAUAAAUAAAUAAUACAUCUUCAAACCAACAACAAUUAUUAUGUUUAGUGCCAUAUUACUAUACUUAAUUUAACAAAUAGAAAAAGCAAUGAUCGUUAAGAAAUAUUAACAACAAUAAAAUUAAAUUAUUUACAACAUUAAGUUUGUGCUUCAAUUAAUUGAGAGAGCUAUGUUUUCAAACUCGAAAUGAAAAAUAUAUAGAGAAGAAUAUUGUACAAACUAAAAUUUAAAAAUAUCACGAAUUACAAAUCAAUUAGUUAUUUCAAAAAGAUCUUUUAAAAUAUUUUGGUCCAUUUGCUAUCUGCCCAGAAUAUUUUUUUCAGCUUCUUCGAUGACUUGCAGCAGCCUCUGACGCGAUUUUUUAUUAUUCU